Messenger RNA from Knipowitschia caucasica, 1704 nucleotides. The record is from the annotation of a GenBank genome assembly. Lineage: Eukaryota; Metazoa; Chordata; Actinopteri; Gobiiformes; Gobiidae.
AUGGACGAACAUCUCACCGGGGGGUUCUCGGAACCCUGUGGGACCUGCUCUGAGGUCUCCUGGGGCCUCACAGACGACGGAGCGUUCUACUGCAGGAACUGUCAUAAUGUUAUCGAGAGGACGCAGGAAGUUCACGAUCUUGGGGAUCCAGGGAUGACCCGAAUUUCAUCUGUGAGGAAGGGGUCUCGGGGCAAGAAAGCAGAGGGCGGUCGGCAGUGGAUGGUCUGUGAAGGUUUCCAGUUCAUUCUAAAGUCUCAGGCUGAAGCUCUGCUCAAACUCGGUGUCGACCCGAAGUUUAAGGACCAGGUUCUGGGGAGGAUUUGGAGGUUGUUUCUCAACAGGACUCAUCAGGCGUACACACACACGCCUGCUCGUAGCGGCUCCUUCAGGCUUGUGCGUGACACUGCAGACUCUGAGACUGGACCAAGCUCUGCCUCAGGUUUAGACUCUGGAUCCGGUCUGGACUCGGACCCGGGUCUGCGAAGCUCAGCAGGAUCUGUGACGGGAGAGCUCUCUGAUUGGUCGCUGGGCUCGGUGGACAGUGACGCUUUUGUGUCCAGUGCGAUGAAGAGGAGGAGGAUGAAGACUCAGAUGUCAAUGAAGAGGACGCUGUCGCUGCUGCAUCUGGCUCUGGUCUGGGCCAGGUCAGAGGUCACACUGAGCCUACUGCUGAGGUUGGUGCAUCAGGGUGUGGUUCCAUACAUAAAUUCGUACGAAUCUUUUCCUGAUGAAAUGAAACUGAACAACAAAGACGGACUGAUCUUCAGGGAGACGUCUGUGCCGUCUUACUCCUCUGUCCACACCGACGCCGUGGAGCUGAUCCGGCUCCUUCCACUUCCUGCUUUCCCACCGAUCGGCAUCAAGAGUCCACAGCACCCUCUGAACCUGAGCCUGAGAUAUAUGAUCCAGCUAAACCUACCCGAUGAGAUGGCAGAGUGGGUGGAGUUUGUCCUGGACCAGACUGACCUCAUGUCCUCCUCUGGUCUGGACAAGUUCUCUGGUCUGGACCGGUCCUCUGGUCUCCCUCAGUACGAGCUGGUCGCCGCUGCCGCCGUCAUGGUGACCAUGAAGCUGCUGUUCGGCCUCGAUGAUCAGACAGAGUGGGAGCUGUCCUCUGGAGCCCCCUCUUCAGGAUCAGUUUUCAGUUUGCGACGCUGGUACCGCUUCCUGCAGAGGAGUCUGAGGAGAGGAGAGAGGAGGAGCAGGAGGAGCAGAGCCCGGAAACAAUGGGUUCCUUUUAAGCCAUUUUUCUUCAGUCACAAACAGAAAAUUGUGGUUCAAAAGAAGAGACGAGUGUCGGACUGUCUCACUUCCUGUUUCAGAGCGUUGUCGUCUGGUCGCCAUGGGGACGCUGACAGCUUCAGUUCUCAUCCGGGAGGGGGAGUCUACAGCUGUCACUUCCUGUGGGGGCGGAGUCCUGGUGCAGAUGGGCCCAGCAUGCAUCACAUGACCUUGAGAGGCGGAGCCAGGACCAACCUGACCAAUCCGCUUUCAGAAGAGAACUACUGGCUCCUCCGCGUCACCAGCCGCAGACCCAGUGGACCCAUCCCUCACAUGUUCCUGUGGCUCCUUCGUCUCUUCUCUUUUCUUCUUGAUGUAAAAUCUAAACUUUUAUUAAACGUGGUUCAACGUUUGGAGGGAGUUCUCAUGAGACGCCUCAGACCCAAAAGACUGAAGCGGAGACACCGGGACCGGGACCAGUGA